AUGGUCUCCCUAAACCUCGUCCGCAAAUCAAACGCCGCCCUGCGCACCUUGACAUCCCCUCCAACCACCCCAAACAAAAUAACAGCGCUCUUCGUCGGCGGCACAAGCGGCAUCGGCCUCUCUACACUCCGCGCAUUAGCGCGUCACACAGAAGGAAAAGCAUUGACGGCAUACAUCGUCGGCCGGAGCGAAUCGCGCGCGAAACCAGUCCUCUCGGAAUUGCAGAGUCUCAGCCCAACAGCAAAAUUCAAGUUCAUUGAGGCGGAUGUGAGCCUAAUCCGGAACGUCGAUAGGGCUUGUAAGACGGUCCUGCAGAACGAGAACGGUCCAGGCGGGAGCGGGAAGUUGGACUUUCUGUUCAUGACGCCCGGUGGGAUCUCGGUGCCGUUCCGGGGGCGCGAUGAAACACCCGAGGGAAUCGACCGCCUCUUUUCCCUGCGCUACUACGCGCGCAUGCGCUUCAUCCAGAACCUCCUCCCCCUGCUCUCCAACACACAAGGCAAAGGCAGAGGCAGAGUCCUCUCGAUCUACGGCGGGGGCUUCGAGCACCGCAUCAACAAAUGCGACCUGGACCUAAAGCACAAGCACACAUUCUCACUGUUAAACGCCUACAAGCACAGCAUCACCAUGACCUCGCUGGCAAUGGCACACUUGGCGAAGGUCAACCGCAACGUCUCCUUCAUCCACGCGUUCCCGGGCCUCGUGGGCACGAGCAUCUACAGGAAUUCGUUUCCGGGCCCGGUGGCGAAGGUGUAUGAGUAUGGGGUUUGGCCGCUUUUGUGGCCGUUUAGUGUGGGGGUGCAGGAGAGCGGGGAGAGGGGGCUUUUUCAUCUUACGUCUGGGAGGUACUCGGCGAGGAAUGGUGGGGAUGUGGGAGGGGAGGAGGGGGAGGUUGCGGUGGGUGUUGAUGGGGUGAAGGGGGGUGGUGCGUAUCUGCUGAAUUGGAAGGGGGAGGUUAGGGGGACGACAAAUUCCUUGAAGGGGUAUCUGGAUGAUGGGACGGAUGGGGUUGUUUGGAGGCAUACGGAGGCGCUGCUGGGGGAGGCUGCUGAGAGGACAUUAUGA
Aspergillus mulundensis is the source of this 1065-nucleotide messenger RNA. Its product is annotated as putative Short-chain dehydrogenase. Gene Ontology annotation, biological process: secondary metabolic process. The transcript is spliced from 2 exons. NCBI's taxonomy places the organism in Eukaryota, Fungi, Ascomycota, Eurotiomycetes, Eurotiales, Aspergillaceae. The record is from RefSeq and is a predicted model, not a curated record. Bases 1 to 1065 code for a protein of 354 amino acids.